This is a messenger RNA of Populus nigra (black poplar), 1297 nucleotides long. RefSeq names its product ATG8-interacting protein 2. Bases 243 to 1163 code for a protein of 306 amino acids. NCBI's taxonomy places the organism in Eukaryota, Viridiplantae, Streptophyta, Magnoliopsida, Malpighiales, Salicaceae. The record is from RefSeq and is a predicted model, not a curated record. The transcript is spliced from 3 exons. Gene Ontology annotation, cellular component: intracellular membrane-bounded organelle.
CUCAAACCAUCAAACACAACCGGCCACUGCAGGUUUACUUCUCCUCAUCUUGAGAGUCAAGACGAGUACAAAACAAUACAAAACAAUAAAAUCCCAUUUCUCCCUCUCCCUCUCCCUCUCCCUCUCCCUCUCUCUGCACUACUGCAGGCAGUUUCCACUCUCGUCAACAAGACGUCAUCUUUUUCUCUCAUAUCUCUCUAGAUCUCGUCCGAUUAUAUCCACGAAGAUAGUGUAGCUGGAAGAUGGAAGGUAAAAAUGAAGGAGAGGAGAAUCCCCCUCGUGGGAAUGAUUGGGAGGUUGUAUCUCUGACAGCAUCUACAUAUGCAGCUGCUCCUGGUCCAAAAGAAUUUGAUCAGAAGGAUGAUGAUAACAGCAAGGUUUAUGAAGAAGAUGAGGCUGAAAGUUCUCACGCUUUAUUCAUGUCUCGUCACUUUGUGUUUCCACCGAGUCAACAUGAGAAUUUGCCAUUAGAGCAUGUUAACAGUGAGAUUCUUGAUUCACAUGUGGGGAAGAAUGUGGCCCUUGAACUUGGUCCAGAAGAAGGAGGUAGAUCCAGUGGCAAGAAUGAAGAGAUUUGGCCAUUCAAGGGGUUGGAAGAAUCUGAAGAGUACCCUGGGAUACAGUUGUUUGAUGAAAAGGGCAAAAAGGGUCAAGAAUUUGAAGAGAGCACAACCCUGCAAGAUUUCAGUGACAAGGAACAAAGUAUAUACAGUACAGCUGCACUUACUUCUUUCCACAAUGAAACGGCACUCAGUGGAUCAACCACAUAUGGUGAGAACCUGGGAAUUCCCGAAGUAAAUGAAUCUUCUGAAAGGGGAUUGGAUUUUCCUGCUGUUGUUCCUUUCUCACCGAAAGCUGCCAAAGAUUCUGACCUUCCUUCUAAUGCCUGGUGGAAGAGGAGGGCAGCUUCCUUGUAUGCUCAUGCAAAAGAGGCGAAUACAUUUUGGUCUAUUUUCGUUACAGCAGCUGUGAUGGGAAUCGUAAUCCUUGGGCAGCGCUGGCAGCAAGAAAGGUGGCAGGCUUUGCAACUUAAGUGGCAGGCUAGCAUCAACAAUGAGAGAAGUGGGAGUUUACUGAGGCCAAUAACUCGACUUAAAGAUGUGAUUGUCGGUGGCAAUCGACGUGGUUCUUUUAUCAGGGGAAGUUCCUCAAGUGACAACUAAGAUAUUGACGAAAAUGUGAGGAGGGUAAUUACUGUAUUUUUCUGUGUGGACCUAAUUUUCAUAUGACAGUGCUCCAUGGCUACAUGUUAAAAGUUUGAUAUUGCUGUGCUUCUGUAAUUGUGGUGGUUUCAGUA